Molecule: messenger RNA, 874 nt
Organism: Caenorhabditis elegans
Lineage: Eukaryota; Metazoa; Nematoda; Chromadorea; Rhabditida; Rhabditidae
Gene: clc-3
Product: CLaudin-like in Caenorhabditis
Exons: 5
Coding region: 75-692 (205 amino acids)
Cellular component (GO): membrane
Source: RefSeq, marked reviewed
AGGUUGGGUUUUGUUCACUUUGCAAUGGAUACGUAAACUACGCAUGAAGUUCGUCUGAUUACGAGGAAUUCAAAAUGGCUAUGCAAUUCACCGGCCUACAGGUGGUAUCAUGGAUACUUCUUCUGGUCGGCACUGGAAUGCUGGUCAUCGCGUUGAUCUCCGACUAUUGGUCCAUUCAUCAACCUCGCAACCAAAUGGACAAUCUUCAAAUGCACCGCGGAGUCCUGCGUCAAUGCAUCACUACGCGACAAUAUGGCAGUUGUAAUUUCCGUCUGUCAAGCAUGUUCAAACAGCUGCGCAAUUUCAUGGAUGGAUACGACAUGUACUCGGAAAGAUCCAUGUAUCGACACUUACCUACACAAACAUAUGAAGUCUUUGUCGCGCUCUUUCUUGCCAUUUCCUGUAUGAUUGCAUCUACCGUACUCCUAUUUGGUCCGUUUUGCUGCCAACGUUGCAAGCCGUCCACUACGCUGCUUAUUUUUAUCACUGGAGUGUUCUCUGGAUCUGGAUGUUUAAUCUAUUGGAAUGCAAAUCGCGAAGGCAAAACGUUCACGUUACAGCAACUCCAAUUCCAGGAUGUAUACCAUUAUGACUACGGAAGUGACAUGAAUAUCUUAUCUUGGUCGUUUUGGAUGGCUGUCGUCAGCACCGGCAUACUUCUGUGCUCCGCAUUCCUGCUCUGUAUGCUUUAACUUUUUGUCAUAAGUAUCAAAUAAUUUUGAUGUGUUCCAGGUGUUUCCUCUCGUGUGGACCCGGAUGUCGAAUAUGAAAACCCGCCAGUAACUGAAGUUUAAAAAAAUUAUCAACAGGGCAAAAUGCUUUUUAUUCAAGUAAUAAUAAUAAUAAAACAAUCCAAUAAACCUGUUUAAGUGAA